Messenger RNA from Limulus polyphemus (Atlantic horseshoe crab), 5416 nucleotides. RefSeq names its product KAT8 regulatory NSL complex subunit 1-like. Gene Ontology annotation, cellular component: NSL complex. NCBI's taxonomy places the organism in Eukaryota, Metazoa, Arthropoda, Merostomata, Xiphosura, Limulidae. Gene Ontology annotation, molecular function: histone acetyltransferase binding. The record is from RefSeq and is a predicted model, not a curated record. The coding region runs from base 545 to 3937 and encodes 1130 amino acids. The transcript has 10 exons.
GGAAGACGGGUGUCCGCCAUGAUGAAAGGUGUUGUUCAUCGAGUUCUGAAUCUUUGUGUCCAUUUUUUGACCCUUAUAACUUGAAAGUGAAUGGGUAAGAGCCAUUGGAGAUAUAUUUGUACCUGUGAUAUUAUGUGUGAAUGCAAACUAAAUUACAUUUUUAAAGUAUAAAAUGUUGCGUGUAAAAGUCUGCAAUAGUCGUAAGUUAAGACAUUCAGGAAAACGUCACAAAGUACUGCAGUGUUGGAGAAAGGGACGAUCCUUGGUCACGUGGUAUAAUUUUGGCUCACAAGCAUUUGCGAGAAGUUCUUUGUCGUCUGUUAUCGUUGCUGUUAAAUGAAUUCCGGUUUUGUGGUUGUUUAGAACUGUGAUACCAUGAACUAUGGCUCGUAAUAUUUAAUUGCUGAUAUCAAACGUUUAUUGAGCAUCUAGAAAAGAACUUGCAAUUAGGAUAUCUGCCUUUUUGGUCAAAAAAAAGUGGAUACUUAUGGCAGUGAAGAACUCUUAAAGGAGAGUAUCCUUUUGGAUUCAUUACUUUGGUGCAAUGGCCCCUGCCUUAACAGAAACUACUAAUCAAGCUGAAAAUUUUAACUUGCCUUUCUCUCCUGCAUCAGCUUCAAGUAGUCCUGCAUCUCCUGAGAGUACAGUAACUGGAACAAGUGACAAUUUGUUUCUAAACAUUAUUGAUAGUGGGAAUAACCGAAAUGCCCCAUGUCUGACAAAAAACAAAGGAUUACAUAACACAGAAACCUCAAAAGAUGCCUUGAGAAAGUGUCAGUUUUUACCAAAGGUAAUAAGGGCUGUUCAUGAGAUAAAAAAACCAUAUAGCUGUGUUAAGUUUAAUGUUUUGACUAGUAAAAAGUUUGUGAAUUGUGAAAAGCCUAGUAGUGGGAUAAACCUAGCUGCUGGGGACAAACAUACUAGCAAUUUAAACCUAUUUACAAUGAAUAAAGACAUUUUUGGCGUGCAAGACAACAUGGGUCUUUUGAAUGCUAAUGUAUCAUUUGAGAAAGAUAUGAAAAACAAGGUAGCCUCCUUAGGUCACCUGCAGAAAACUUGUAUUCAGUCUGGACAACAUAUUUUGUUUCCUAAGAAGACACUUGGAAAUGGUUGGAAUGGUUCAAUGACAACACUAGGAAAGACUUAUUCAGGUCCAAAUGUGUCUAAUGACAAAGUUGGUGACCAUAAGGUACAAGAAGCUUCCAAUUUUCAUUUGGCUUCAGUAAAUAACAGAAAUUCUGCUUGCAAUGAAAGGCUUCAAAAACGAGCUGAUUACUUGCUGCGUCGGCUACGGAAAACCCAGUUAAGACGAGCUCAGAAACACGUAGAAAGACAACUGCAGGCUUUUGUUGGCUAUCAACAGAUGACACUUGGAAUUCCAUGUCAGAAACAGCUGCAACAGAAUUGUUCUUCUUCGAAACUACGGGAAUCUCCAGAUAUAAAAUCAGAACUUUUCAAAAAUGAAGAUGUUAAAAACCUUUCCACAGCUGCUUUGGUAAAUUUGGUGAAAAAAUUGGAAUCCUGGAAUCGGUCUUCAAAACUGUGGAAAGGAAAUAAACACCAGGAUACAUGCUCAGUUGAAUCUGUAGAUUCACACUUACUACAGAAGGAUAAAGUUUCUGUCAAAUAUAACAUUGAAGAAAAAAAGGAAAUUAGAAGAGCUUCUGGCACUUUAUCUACUAAUCUCAAGCAUUUAGAAGCUGCAUUUGAUUCAGAUAAAACUGAAAGCAGCUCUGGUGGAGAAAGCUGUGAUGAGAACGAAGGAUUUGGAGAACCGGGGCAUGACAAUUUACAAGAACUACCUAUUCACAGGCGAGCCGGUUGGAAAUGGACAGUGGAUCGGUCUGGUGUAGCCAGUCGUUGGACGUGGCUGCAGGCUCAGGUUUCAGAUCUGGAGUACAAAAUUCGGCAGCAGGGAGAGCUACAUCGAAAGCUGCGGGCAGCGAAGGGAUGCUUUUCUCUUGGUGUGCCAGGCUGCCCUAUUGGAAAUGAUAAUGUGACUAAUAAAAACGCAAGUCGGUCUGGCAGAAAACUAACGCCUAUCGAAGUGAAAAUCGCCAACAUAGAAAGGCGAAACGAGUUGACGGCAUAUGUAACUGGACUUGAAAAAAGUUCGGAGAACAGUACCAUUGAGGUGGCUAAAAAACGCGGGACUUCAAGCUUCGAGAAUAAGCAAGUCAACGGCUUUGUGGAUUCGUCAGUAAUGACAAAAAACAAAAGUGAUUCUGGAGCGCCUGUUCCAUUGAUUUCUUGUCCCAACUCUAGUCCACUUCAUCCUCCUUUCGUUUUAACGCCUGUUAUUCCAUUUUCUCAGUUCAGAAAUGCUAGCGAUUCUAAGACUAAAAAGGAAACUCCAAGUUUCGUGGGUAGCACGUGCCAAGCUAGCCGGACACGACCGCUUAUGAACUUCAACAAGAGGAAGAUUUUUAAAAUCUCAGAUCUACACCAGACGAGUCGUAAGGCAUCCAGGUUAUCAUCGGUAAGAUGUACUUGUAGUUGCCAGCGAGAGAUGUUGCCGUGUAUUGUGUGCGGAGGCCGUUUUAAUAACACUCAGUCGUUUGAUCCAGAAACAACGCCCGUCUCUGAACGUAUAGCCCUCCUGGACCCAUCAUUCCACCAAGUUCUUUCCUUUCCACAAGAUACAGAUGUUUUGCUUCAGUUUGAUGCAUUUUUGAAAAGUGCAGAAUUCCAGAAGUCUGUAAUGAAAGCAUCAUUUAUCAGAAAGAAAUGCAGAUUAUCAGCACCGUCCAAAAACUCCAAUGAACACAACAGAAACAGAAACACCAAACUGACAAAAAAUGCUGCCCAAGCUCUUCUCACAUCAGCUAAGUAUCGUAAGAAACUGGGUGAAAAGAAACAGAAAAAGAAGAAAUCCAUUAACUUUGAAAAUGGAGAUAACUCAAAAUGGAAGAAGAAAAGAACCUUUAAUGAACUUGGAUAUGAAUCGUUCAAAAGACGUAGAGUUCACUGCCCAAGUUCAUCGGCGUCAAGCAGUAGUUCCAAAACCUCAUCUCCUGCACAAUCUCCUGCCCCAGUUUUUGAUGGAGAUAAGCAACAUGGAUCUUUUGCAGGUAACAGAACUAGUCAACUUCAAGAUGUUCUCAAAAAGAGAAAACAUGAAAAUGAGUAUGAUAUCAACAACAUCGUUAUCCCUUACAGUAUAGCAGCAACAACAAGAGUUGAAAGGCUGCAGUACAAAGAAAUUCUUACACCUAAGUGGCGUAUAACAAAUGAAGAACCACCUUGUUACCCUAAGAACAGUGUUCCAAUAACUCAAGCAGAGAAAGAUCAGGAAGAAGACAUAUCAGAAAUGGCCUUUACAUUAUGUCAUCAGCGGUGUGAAGAGGCUGAAAAGCGACGUUUUUUGAACUAUAUGCAAGUUUACACACAGGGACGUAGUCGUUCUCGGGGAACUCGUCUAGAUUGUAGAGCAGAGAGCAGUGGAGCCAAUACUCCUGACCCAAUGUUUCCUAACCCUCCAGAUUUUAUGUGCCAGGAUUCUAAUUCUUUGUGUAUUACCUCACCUGUGUCUUCACCACCACCACUGCUAUUUUCAGAUGAUUCUCAGCUCUCUGGAGGACCAAUAGCAGCACCUAAAGUAGAACGUAGGCGAACUAUGUCAAUGACAAAACAAGAUGAUGUACGUACAGGAGAUUUGGAAGAACCCGAGAUACAACCAUAUAAACCACGAGUUUUCCCAUUAAGCGAGGAAGAGUUUUGUGAAAUGUUAAAUGAAUCAAAACAACCUAAAGAACUAACUCAAGUACCUAGGCAGGUGAACUUACUAUUAGAGGCGAUUUCUGAUAGUCCUACAUCACCCUUGAGCUCAUCUAGUAGCUCUUUACUGGAAGAAGACCCAAAUGACCCAGAAUGGACUGUUCUAUCCUCAGAAAAAAAUACUAAGCAAUCAUUAGUUUUGAAGUUUGCUAAAAGAUGAGCUAUUUCUUGAACUCAUGUUGGAUCAAGUUACUUUAGGCUAAUGUGAUAAUGAAGUGACAAGUAACAAGUUAGUAAUCAAAGAUGGAUUGUUGAAAAUUGUGGAGCCAUUUUUUUUGUUUUGCUUAAAGAAGAUUUACAUCCAGCUUUAAUUUAGGCUUGAGUUUCUCGAUAGACUUUGAGAAAACUAUUUUACCACUGGUUAUUGUGGUAACAAAAAAAAAAGACAUAAAUGUACAGUAACUUCACAGGGGGAACAUAUUAGUGUAGUGAAGGCUAUUUCUGAAGAAGUGUACUUGUUUCUGUCUUGUGCAGUAUAAGUCGUUUAUAAAAUAACAAAAAAAUAAUUGUAAUGGCAUAGGCACCCCUAGUGUUUUUUAAUCAUCUCUGCACUACAGUGUAUUGGUAACCUCACAAAACAUUUUUGUUGUAAUAGUGAUGUCUAAGCUAUGAGAAAUCUAGCCAAAAAUGUAAUAUAAACAGUGUUCUUGCUUGCUCAUGGUAUCUAGACUUCCAGUUAAAUUCGUGUUUAUGAGGAUGUAAAUAGUUUGUCCAAGUUGAAACGUGUAUCCCUGUUAAUAGUAUUGGAAGACCACUGUGUGUGUGUAAUUUUAUUGAAGGUUACCAAUCUUCACGAUACUGUCAAUCACAGAUCAUCAUCUUUGACCAUGUUUGUGGUGUGGAUUCACUCAACUUUUCAAGUUGUUUUGUAGAUUACUUCAGACAUUUUCAGGUUUACCAUUCCAUCAGAUUGCUUUUUUUUUCUACACUGUACAAUGUUGAUCACAUGGUCAUUCAAUAGAUCUAUCUUGUUGCAUUUUUUUUUUCUUCACUAAUGCAUGUAGUUUUACUUUACUGGUGAGUUUGAUUGAGAAGUUAGUUUUAGGGUUAGGCCUUUGGUGUAAAUAGUAUUGAAUGGGUAUGUCACAACUUGGCUAAAACUGUAGUUGAGACUGCCAAGUUCACUUGUUUUAAGCCUCUGUGAUCUGAAUUCUCACACCUGAUGAAGAAGAAAAAGCAAAAAUAGUAAAAAAAUAUUCAUCCACAACAUAUGUACUGCAUUUUUUUUUCUUAUACAUAUACAAGUUACUAGAUAAAGUUUGGUGUGUACUUAAAAGUUGCUUUCCAAUACCAAGUCUAUACAUACCAUGUGAACAAGAGGUAUCUGAAUUUGAAGAGAGUUUGUAACACUAAAUGUAACUUUUUUUUUUUUUUUUAACUGCCCUAAACUGACUACAGAAUUAAUCACUCCAUUAUGGAUAUUUGUUUCAGGGAUAUCUAACAAUAAGAAAAUACAUCUUUAGUCCGUCUUCUCAGUGAAUUAAUUUUGAGAUCGAAAAUUUUAAGACAUUAUUUCAGUGAAUGAAAGAUAAUGAUUCUUUGUUAAAAACAUACCUUUACAUGUUAAACUAAUACAAAUUUUCUUAUUUUUGGCUGUUGUUAAGCUGCUUAUGCUGAAUAAAGUUUUUGGUAGUGUAAA